AUGAACACAUAUAUGUGUAUGUUGAUCACACUAUCAAUAGUGUGGGAACAAGCAUUCUUAUUUCCAUCUUACAAGUACUCUUCGUUUAUGGAAGAAGAAAGAGCAAUUACACCACUGGAACACUGUUUCCGCCUUCCAUUUGAGUUUAGCGAAGAUGACAGACUUGGACCAUGGGACAUACUGAUAAGUGAAAACGCAGUCAAAUUUAUGUCGCGUUUGAACUCACCUCUGGCGGUUAAAGCAAUCAUGAAAAAACUCGGAAACAUAUCUUCUGGUGCUUGGGAUAAGCACAGACUAAACAAUAAAAUUUCAUCUUUCGCAAUCCCCGUUUAUGAAACGGAACUCCAUGAUCACGACAGCAUAAAAAUCCUUUGGCAAGUUGACUCUGGAUUUUCUGUCCGUAGCUAUCAACUUACGCAAAUCGUGAAAAUUUGGGUUAUCACUUCCAGUCAAGAUCAAAUUGAUGCAACUCUAAAAAUUCUCAGAAUAGCUCAUCAGGUUUACAAAGCUGAGCAAAUUCAUCGGUGUACCAUUCGAUUGAUCGGUAAAAAUGAUAUAAUUUUACCAAUACUAUUUGGAGAGGAAAUGCCAACAACGUCUACUGAGAACGAAUUUUAUAGCUCUCGAAUGGAUGACGAAAGGCUUCUAGAAGUUCAUAAAAUGCUUGUUACAAAUAAAUUCAUUCCUUUGUCAAAGAAUUUAUUUAAAUCGCUGGUAAUGGGUGGCACUGGUUUUACUUUUCAAGUUUCGAAAGUAGAGCACGAAAUCAUCAACAAUCCAACUUCAACUAUCAUAAUUGGUCGAUCAGAGGCAAAUAUUCAUCACUGCGAGCCAUCAUCUAUGCCAUCGGGUAAAGGAAUAUUUUCACAAGUUGAAAAAAUCUGCGAGGAUCAUUUUCCAAUAUUCAUUACCUAUAAAAAAUUCUCUGAAAUGCUCGAGGGAACAUACGAAAUGGAUGCUCGAAAGCACAUGAACAUGUAUAUGCAACAAUUAAAAAGAGGGGAUGAUGGCGAUGAUAUUGUUGAUGACAAAGAGGAAAAACUCCGCCGCAAAUUUUCGUUAUUCAAUACAACAUGGGCUCACUUUGUGAACUAUGAUGUUUUUAAGAACAAGUAUUGGAGGCAUUUUGGCGAUAAAAAACUGGACUGCGAGCUGGUCUAUAAUGAAUUUUUUAUUAUAAAGGGAUUGAAACCCGACGGAAAGCAUUUGUCACGGGAAGAAUAUAAGGCUGUGAACAUUAAAAAAUUCCCCGCAUUUUGCCAAAACCGGGAUAAAAUUUACGACAUGUUUUUGCAAUAUGAAAAGAUCAAGAAAAGGAGAUAUACGGGUGAUUAUGACGCGAUGGACCGUACACUAUAUAUUUUACGUCGUACAACGGAAAAUGAACUUGAAAGUGCACAAAUUCAUGAGAUAUAUAUGGAUGAAUGCCAAGACAACCAGAUCGUGGAUUUUGGUCUUAUAUUGAAGAUUUUUAAUCGCAUUGACAGUAUUUUUUUAGCCGGUGAUAUAGCGCAAUGUAUAGCCAAGGGCUCUUCUUUCCGAUUCCAGAAUCUACGCGCCUUGAUGUAUGAAUGGGAGCUCAAUCGAGCUCAGGCUUAUAAUAUCCCUCGUGAUCUUAUAAAAACAAAACUAUUUGAGCUAAAUGUCAAUUACCGUGCCCACAGUGGGAUUCUUCGGCUUGCCUCUUCAGUAAUUGAUCUCAUCUGCCAUUUUUUUCCUGAAUCAAUCGACCGUCUAUCACGUGAACAUAGCGAGGUUGGCGGUCCACGGCCUGUAAUAGUUAAGGAGUUUAGAGCUGAAACCUAUUUCAAUAUUUUUUCUGUUGGUGAGAAUACUGAGAAUGAUAUCGAAUUCGGGGCUGAACAAGUUAUUAUCGUACGUGAUGAAAAAUCUAAAUCACAUCUCAAAGGUCUCAUUAAAGAUGCUGGAAUAGUGAUGACAGUGUAUGAAGCGAAAGGGAUGGAAUUUAAUGACGUUUUAUUAUAUAAUUUCUUUACUGAUUCGCCUGGACGUCAGAGGUGGCAAUUAAUUCUUUCCAAGUCCAAGGAAGCCCAAGAAUUUUCUUAUGAAAAGUAUUAUAUUCUUUCCUCUGAACUUAAGAAUCUCUACGUCGCAAUUACUAGGGCACGGCAACACAUUUGGAUAUUUGAUGAGUUAAGUGAAUACAUCGAACCAAUCUGCAAAUACUGGGGAGAUCUUGAGCUAAUCAAAGUGAUCGGAAGUAAGGAUACUUUUUCUACGUUGCUUAAGGAGUUUCCUACGUUGGUUAAGAAGAGUAGUUCAGCAGAAUGGAAUCAAAUGGGAAAGAAAGUUUUUGAAGAACGGCUUUAUGAAGAGGCUAUGACAUGCUUCAAGAAGAGUGGAAAUCAUCAAAAUUUUAAAUUAGCUCAGGCCUAUCUUUUUCAAAAAAUAGCAAGAUCUUCCAUAUAUGAUUCCGAUGAAGAUGCCAUGAUUUUGAAAUUUUGUCGUGCAGCUAAAGCAUUUCGAGAAUGUUCUCGCCCAAUACGGGCAGCUUCAUGCUAUGAGAAUAUAAACAUGUAUGAGAAGGCUGCUGAAGUUUACGUUGAAUGGAAUAUGUUUGAUAAAGCCGCGUAUUGUUUUCUUAAGAUCCCUAACUUUGAAAAAGCGGGAAAGUAUUUCGAAAAGGUUAACAAGUAUGCUGAAGCUGUUUAUUCUUAUAAUGAUGGCCAAUGUUAUGAAAAGGUCGUUAAUUUAAUGCUAAGAGAAAAUAUUGACAAGAAUGAGUUCAAAGCUAUCAUAUAUCGUGCUAACAUCCAUUACCGUAAGGCGAAGGACAGAGAUAUGAGUGCGAAAGCUCUUUCCAUUUUUCCAACUCUGGAGGAAAAAAUAGAUUUCCUUCAAGAACAUGCCCAUGAAGAGUUUUUGGAAGUUUGCGAGAAGAAUGGUCGCUUUUGUGUCGCCGCUAAAGACUUGCGCUCGCGUGGGAGAUUCAAAGAGGCGGCGGAUAUGUUCCCUCGUAUGGUUGGCAUGUUUCCUUGCUUGCUUACCAAGGAUGAUGAGACCAAAGAGUAUUUACGAGGUUGCUUGGAUCUAUGUAGAAUCAAAUUAGUGACUCCAAAUUUCUUUCAAUUAAAAGAUCAUCUUUCCAAGGCAAUCAAUAUUAUUUCAAAAGUCAAAUCGCAAGCGUGGAAGGAAUCUGAAGAAUAUAGAAGCCUAAAAGAAGAGUUCCAGUUAUAUAAAACUUAUUGGGAUUCGGAUCUCGAUGGAAUCCGGAAGUUCAUGCAAUUAUUUAGAAGACGUGAAGACCGCGUCAUCGAGUUUCGUGCGAUAAUCAUACGGUUGUAUAUCUUAAAGUUUGAUAUUCAGAUCGAGAACUGGCAGGAACGAUUACAAUGUCUAUUGAGAUUGUGUGAACUGGCCUUUCUCUUUAUAGCAUCUCGAGAUGAAAAUAUUAACAGAGUUUUUCAGGAUAUUUAUCUUGUAAACGAAGUUGCCAAGCAUCCACGUAAACGAAAAAUAUCUUCUGACAAUCACAUUCUCCAUAUUCUGAAUCUGAAUAAUCAAAAAAGUGGAAACAUCUCGGAUGGUUGGCAUAUAUACGACGAGAAGAUUUUGAACUCUGCUAUCUCACAAUCUCUUGCUUUGUAUAUUUAUAAAAGCAUCGUGGAGGCUGGUCAGAAGGGUAAAGAUAUUCGAGAUAUAAGUUCUGAAAUAUGCUUUGAAUUUGCAUCCUGUUCUAAGAGUGGUUGUCGAAAUCAUCAUGUUAUUCCGACACCUUCAACUCUGCGCGAACGUUUCUCACUCGCUUGUCUUCAGUACACUGUGAUGCAGCAAUUGAAUAUCUUGUAUCAUCACCGUCUUUUAAACAUGGGACAAAUUAAGAAGGUUCGUGAGUUACAAAGGUGGUGGACCGAAAGACUUGUGAAAAUUCAUAUCCGUUAUCAAUCUCCUCAAACAAGCUGCCCAGAAGUCACCCAUGCGGUUCUUGCUAAACUCCCUAAGGACACACGUGAUGGUUUAUUAGAUAUCGUUCGCAAUAUUUGGCUGCCUCGUAUGUUUUAUGAUCCCGAUGACUUUUCGGUCAUGUUAAAAUGCAUGCUUGUUCUUCACCAAUUGCAUGACAAAUGGGGAAUUUGUGAAUUCGAUUUUGAAAUGUCAAAAAAAAGAAUGCUAAAACCUAGUAUGGAAACACCCACCGGUAUCAAUUACUACUCUAGAUACCAGUCUAUUCUUAUUGGAAAGCAACUUUCAUUAUUCUUCUCAAAGCUCGAUAAUAAUUAUGUGUUAGAUGCGAUCAUGCACAUAAAAAUGGUUAUCCAAUACGUUAUCAACAAUAUUGAACUAAUCAAUAUAAAAACUUCCGAUGCGUUUGGUGAUCUUAUAUCAUUUAUAGAGUUCAAAACUUCUUUGGUUUUUGCAUCUGGUCCCGAAUCUUGUGAUUUUUGCCUCACUCGAGCUUAUUUGGUUAAUUAUUUUGACGCAUUUACUGCGGAACCGCUUAUUCACCGCCAACAUGGUUAUAACAAAGUUGAUUAUUUCGAUGAAAUCACGAACUCUGUUGAUCAAGUUCAGCAGCUCUUCGAUUUGUUGAUUUCUACUGGACAAGUUUAUUUGACUAUUAUCCUUAGAUUAAUACGACUCUUAGUUCUUAUAGGUUUAAACGAAUCAGAUUUUGCAACUAGAAUCUUUGAUCUUUUUAAAUGCUGGUCCAAAAAAUCAUUUUCUCCCAAGGUCACAAAAUACUUGAACGGAAGUUCUAUGAGUCGUCUUGCGUUCGUUCUUCAUGAUGACCUCAAAGAGACUGAUUGCGACUCCUUGGUAAUCGUCCAUUAUCAUUCAGAAAACUCGUCAAAGUUCUCCGACUUGGAGGAAAAUGGUAUUGUAAAGCUUAACUAUACCUCUGUUGAGCGAUUUCAUUCUGCUCUUCGACAAAUCACAGCACCAAUAGUUAUUGAAGAACGUGAUCCUUCAUCUAAGCAGCAAAAAAUUGUAUUAACGCCAAUCGCGUCUGUUAGCGAAGACAGUCAGAAUAAUGAAAAGUUUGAGAUAUUCAAAGUAACUCAAGGCUUGGCCUAUCCUUCUCAGGCUAAAGAAGCGGCCACCAAAAUUCAAGUUUGGUUCCGUAGUGCCCUUAAACAACAAAAGUCUCGACCACAUAAAGAUGAUCCAAUCCUAGACAAGAUUUAUAACGAGAUGGUAGUUUUUUGCAAAAAUGAACUUUACUGGAAGUUUAUUGAUGAUCCAAUCCCAGAAAAGAUUUAUAACGAGAUGGUAGAUUUUUGCAAAAAUGAACUUUACUGGAAGUUUAUUGCUGAGAGAAAGAAAAAGAUAUACCAUUUUAUAUUGAGAGGUAUAAUCGUAAAGAACCUUGUGGAUUUGACAAAAGUACAAAGAAAAAUGGACGCUACCAAGAUCAAAUUGCAAAAGAUAAUCAAUAAUCGCAAUUCGGAUGAAGAAUGUUUGGAAUUACUGGACGACUUAAAAUAUAUCCACUAUGAAAAUAUUAAGAUGGCGCUAGAUUCAUUAUCAAUAGAGAAUACGACAAAACAUCAAGAAGCAGACAUCGAGUGGUUGAAAAACGAAUCGCAAAUGGCGGAUGUUUACCUAAAUGAGGUUUACCGUUGGAUAGAUAAAUGCAAAGAAUUCAUGAAAAAAUGA
This is a messenger RNA of Ambispora leptoticha, 5619 nucleotides long. The record is from the annotation of a GenBank genome assembly. Lineage: Eukaryota; Fungi; Glomeromycota; Glomeromycetes; Archaeosporales; Ambisporaceae.